This is a messenger RNA of Megalops cyprinoides (Indo-Pacific tarpon), 2246 nucleotides long. It is a transcript of the gene slc31a2, whose product is annotated as solute carrier family 31 member 2. Lineage: Eukaryota; Metazoa; Chordata; Actinopteri; Elopiformes; Megalopidae. Gene Ontology annotation, cellular component: membrane. Gene Ontology annotation, biological process: copper ion transmembrane transport. Gene Ontology annotation, molecular function: copper ion transmembrane transporter activity. Bases 151 to 621 code for a protein of 156 amino acids. The transcript is spliced from 4 exons. The record is from RefSeq and is a predicted model, not a curated record.
UCUGGCUAGCAAGGACUGCUGACAGGAGUAGCUCACAAGAGCAGUUGUAAACGCACUUCACGGCUUCUUGUUUUACAAGGGCGUAUAGGCUAUAUAGACUACUGAAGGCUCACCGCAGAAGUACAGCCGUAGGGUUGGCGAAAGUUGACGAUGUCUAUGCACUUUGAGGACUCGAGCAGCGUCACGCUGCUUUUUGACUUCUGGGACGUGCAUGGACCUGCAGGCAUGGCGCUGUCGGUCUUCGUGGUCCUGCUUCUCACUGUAUUCUACGAGCUGCUCAAGGUGUGGAAGAUCUGGCUGGGUGAGCGUUCAUCUCUGGCCCCUACCCCGCCGCCGCCCUCGCCCUCACCCUCCUCCCCAGAAUCCAUCGGGAGCAGCGCCGCCCUGACCAGCAUCCCCUCCGAAACUUCCCUGGCCCCUGCAGACCACAGUCCUACCCCAACUGUCACCAAAAGCUGGCUACUCCACAGCAUCCAGACGGUUGUCCACGUCAUCCAGGUGACCUUGGGCUACAUGCUGAUGCUGUGCGUCAUGUCCUACAACGUCUGGAUCUUCCUGGGGGUCAUUGUCGGCUCUGUUCUUGGCUACUUCCUGGCUUUUCCCUUGAUAGGGAGGUUCUGAGACAGAAGGAGAGGGAGAGAUACAGAGACACUCGUUCUCCUGGACCUGAUACAUCUAGAGACCUCCCUCUUCUCUACCACUAAGGGCUGUUUUUCAGACGAGAGGUUCAUGAAUCCUCACCUCCUCCUUUGACAGGACAUGUCUCUCACCGAAUGCCCGGAUUGUCCUUUGGAAAUCAGCUGGAGUGAAUAUUCAGCUACAUGCCACGAGACAUUGGGAGGACAGGGACUGCUUAUGAAAGGGCUGAGGAUUCUAGUGAUAACAGGACCAGGGUGUGUAAACAUGAAGCUAAUAAGCUUGCUAUGCGUUAAAUGAGAUUCCUGUGAACGCCAUCAGUGAGAAACUGAGCGAAUCAGUGAGGGUGUGCUCCUGUAGACCAUUGCAGGAAGACUCGUUGGAGUUCAAGAUGUGAGAAAGUAGAUGUUUGUGUAUUUGUAGUGAUUAAUUCACUCUUACUAAUGCAGAGCUGGGUCUAUCUAUAUGGAGAGUGAGUUAGAGCCCUGUUUCAUUUCUCAACAAAGUUUUAACCACCCAUGUUUUUUAUAACAUAAACUGUUUUAUAAAUGAAAAUAAAACCUGGGAUCAGAAAUUAGGGUGGAAUAUGCGGACAAAUAUGAAAUAGAGCUGCACUAUAUACUGUAGUGUGGCCUUGCACUGAAAAGCUUUUUUUAUGUAGUGGUUGUGUCCUGUUGUGAUCUAAUGUCAUAACAUUUCGCACAGUUUCAGCCAUGAAGAGUUAUUGCAUUUUCGUGCUCAGUGCUCUGCAGUGCAUCGGGAGCAAGUGAAUUUGGUCAUGUGGCCUUUGUUAAUCAUCUCCAGCCAUACCCUGAAGAUACUGUGCCAUGUCUGUGAGAAGGAGACAGCUGCACCUUCUGCGCCUUCCAGGGAAUUCAACGCUUUCCUUCUCGCUUUUUCUAUUGGUCCAAGAGAAUGUAGCGCACAUGCCAUAAAACAUGCAGUUAAAAUGUAACGGUCAUAAGCUUAUGAAAUGCAAUGUGGAAGAUUUCAGUCCCAAACUGUAAGAAAUACCGUGGAAUGAUCUUAUGAAAUGUGGUUAGAGACUUGUAAGAUGUGUUACUGAUGACAGUGUGGCAGAUUGUUUUCUGUGGCGUUUUACUUGAAUUACUUGGCAUACUUACUACGUACACUAGCUUUGUGCCUUUGUGUUUUUAAACAGUCAGGGGAAGGGGGUUUUGUUGUAACGUUUUAAGUCAGUUACUAGGUAAUGCAUUGGUCUGUGUGAGACUAUUAAUAAUCAACUAAUUAAUAUUUCAGCACUAAUGCAUAAUGGCAUGGUUAAAGUACAGUGACCUCCAUACGUAUUCACUCCCUUGAUUAAAUUGCAACAAAUAUCAUGAUAUAACAGUUCUGCCCAGAGAUAUGGUUAAACAUCUCCCCUCAGAAGUGCAACAACGUCAUGAAGCUUUACAGAAGAUAUCUUGUUAGUGUAGUCCGUGCCAGAGGAGGAUUUGCAAAAUAUUAAGUACAGGGUUGUAAACAGAUGUGACCCUCCUAUUUUCUGAAAUAAAAUUGAAUUGUUUGUGAACACCAGUCUGUGGUGAUGCUAUUAAAUGCUAUUGGUCUGUGUGAUGCUAUUAAAAUUAAUAGCAUCGCACAGGAGUAUG